AUGGGUUGUAAUAACCUGUACAUCUGGUUAGCAGUUGUAUUGUCUUCUACAAUAUGUUCAGCCAGCGAUGGUAUCUUUGGAUCGAAAUAUCCGAACGAUAUUCCGGAAUACGACUUGCUGCACGCCAUUGGAGUUCCGUUCAGCAAUCCAAAGACUCAGUAUUUCGACGAAGGCCUCGAUGGGUUCCCUGCGUAUGGACUCAAACCGGGCUCCGAUAUUAAAUCACCGUAUAGGCUUUUCAUGCCAGAGAAAUUGUACGCUGAAUUUUCAAUAACAGCUACAGUCCGGCCGGCAAACAAAGAUGGUGGAUUUCUCUUUUCCGUCGUUAACCCUUUAGAAACUGUCGUCCAAUUGGGCGUCCAAUUAAUACCUUCUGGUCCGGGACUGACAAAUAUCUCUCUCCUAUACACGGAUGCUAAUAUUUACGCUUUGAGUCAAACUAUUGCUUCGUUUGUAGUUCCGUCGUUUGCUAAAAAAUGGAGUCGUUUUGCAUUGAAAGUAACGACCACUAAUGUAACGUUGUUUCUGAAUUGUCAAGAAUUUGAUACAAUUGUCGUUAAGAGAAAUCCACCAGAGCUGGUAUUUGAUUCUGCUUCAACGUUAUAUGUUGGACAAGCGGGGCCAUUAAUUAGAGGAGCGUUCCAUGGUGCCUUUCAAGAACUCAAGCUGUAUGGAUCGCCAUCUCAAGCUGAAGUACAAUGCGUUAACACUUUUGAGGAAGACAGAAGCAGUGAAGGUGACGAGAUAGAUAUAGACAAUUUUUUGGUGGACCAAGAAGAAGGCGAUGCAGAGGGAUCUGGUCGUUAUGGCACUAUACCGCCAUUUCCACCGCCACCGCCCGGUCUUGACGGAUAUCCUCUACGCCUUCGUGGUGAAAAAGGAGAACGUGGACCAAGGGGUCCACCAGGCGAAUCGAUUAGGGGACCUCCAGGACCUCCAGGACCACCCGGUCCCCCAGGACAACCAGGGACGUCAACUACUAUAGAAAUGUCUGGAUCUGGAGACGACAAACUCGAUAUCAAACAAAUAUUCGGUGAGAACUACGCAUCGUUAGGUCAAUGUGGUUGCAACUCAAGCGUCUUGCUGUCACUCCUGGAAACCGCUCCGGAACUCCAAGGACCCCCCGGACCACCUGGCAUGGUUGGGGCUGAUGGACGAACCGGUGCACCUGGAAUCGCUGGGCUACCAGGCGUAGCUGGUGAAAGAGGGCCAAUGGGACCACGCGGUGAAAAAGGUGAUCGAGGGGAUGAAGGACCACGAGGUCUCGAAGGUCAACCAGGACCAAAAGGUGAGCCUGGCGUAGAUGGUCGACCAGGCAGUCCUGGCCCAGCUGGUCCACCAGGUCCCCCUGGGUCAUCUGACUAUAGUAAUUUUGAUUCGAAUUGGAAGCCAAGACAGAUAUAUAAGGAGUCGUUAUUCGGGUCUCACGAUGGAGCUAUUGGCAGACCUGGAGCACCAGGACCUAAAGGAGAUGCAGGGCAACCAGGCCCUAUAGGUCUUCAAGGGGAACGAGGUUUUCCAGGUCCAAAAGGAGAAAGAGGUCAAACAGGACAAACAGGGUUAAAAGGAGAUCGUGGACAUCCCGGACCAAAAGGUGAUCGUGGGUUAAAAGGUGAUCGAGGUAAUCCAGGGUUUGACGGUCGGCCUGGUCUCCCAGGUGCUAAUGGCAGAGGAGGCGAAAAAGGAGAGAAAGGCGAACGAGGAACACCUGGACCACCUGGUCCACCGAUAUUACCAACUGGAUUAAUUGGCACAGAAGAAUUAGAACUCCUAACCGCAAAUCAAAGAUUAGCCGCUAAAGGUGACAAAGGUGAAAAGGGUGAAAAAGGAAUCCGUGGAAAUGACGGUAGUCCAGGAUUCCCUGGUAAAGAUGGAAAACCAGGUGAAAGAGGUGAUAUUGGUCCAUCUGGAAUGCCUGGUAUCGCUGGACCACCUGGGUCCCCAGGACUUAAAGGUGAUAGAGGUGAAAGAGGUCCACCCGGCCCAGUCAGUAUAACGUCUGCUUCUGGUUCCGAUAUCGUAACAAUCAAGGGUGAUAAAGGAGAUUCUGGCAUGCGUGGUAGAAGAGGAAGGCCUGGCCCACCAGGUCCACGUGGGCCUCAAGGUCUUCAAGGCCCACCCGGACUUCCUGGUAAAUCGGGUGAGAAGGGUGAAAUAGGAUUACCUGGAUGGAUGGGUCGGCCAGGGACAUUGGGACCGCCUGGAGUAGCUGGCCCCGUAGGACCAAAAGGAGAGAAGGGUGAUCCUGGAAUUAAUAUAUUAGAUCUCUCGUUGUUCAAAGGAGAAAAGGGAGAUCGAGGAAACGAUGGUACGCCUGGUGUAAAGGGAGCGCAGGGUCCUCCUGGCCCCCCGGGUUUCGCUAAACCUGACCCAAUCCAAUACGUGCCCGGACCCCCUGGACCGCCUGGUCCUCCAGGGCCCCCAGGAACCCCUGGUAUAUCAAUAGUUGGACCAAAAGGUGAACCUGGUGUUAUUGGUGGACCAGUUCACGGACUGACAAAACUAUACGGCGGACCAGCUUAUCUUGCAAGUGAACCCCGAACACAUUAUGAAGAGCACAAUCCAAAUACGAACGUGCCUGGAGCUGCAGUAUUUCCAACAACAGAAGAAAUGUUGAGGCUAGCGUCAUCAAGUCCGGUGGGUGCGUUGGCUUACGUCAUCGAAGAACAAGCUCUUUUUGUAAAAGUUAAUACCGGCUGGCAAUACGUUAUGUUGGGGUCGCUCGUCACCCGGUCCGCGCCGGUAACCACAACCCCAGCGCCCCCGUCUCCGCCGAUGCCCGCGGCCAGCUUGGUCCACAUGCCGCAAAUAUCAAACUUAGUCGAAAACUCACCACCGUUGACACCAGUGGGACCAAGUCUCCGCUUAGCUGCUCUUAAUGAGCCACUAUCUGGGAACAUGCACGGUGUACGACGGGCUGAUUAUGCCUGCUAUCGGCAAGCCAGGCGCGCUGGUUUAAAAGGAACAUUUAGAGCUUUUCUUACUAGCAGGAUUCAAAACCUCGAUUCUACUGUAAGAUAUUCGGACAGACAUUUGCCCGUCGUGAAUAUUCAAGGAGAUGUAUUAUUUAAAUCUUUCUCAGACAUAUUUGAUGGAAACGGCGGUGUUAUAGCAGGAACACCAAGGAUUUAUAGCUUUAGCGGAAAAAAUAUCAUGACGGACUCACACUGGCCACAAAAACUCAUAUGGCACGGUUCGCAUGCAAGUGGUGAACGUGCCCUAGACACUUUUUGUGAAGAAUGGCAGAACGGCGAACCAACUAGCAGAGGGAUGGCUGCUUCGCUGUAUUCCCACAAAUUGCUUUCACAAGAGAGAUAUACGUGCAAUAAUCACUUCGCAGUACUAUGUAUAGAAGCAACGUCUCACAUAAGCGUACGAAGAAGAAGAGAUACGUCAAGGUACAAUUUAACAUCGCUAUUAGACGACGAAGAUUAUUUGUACAACGCAGAAGAAUAUCAACAAUUGCUUAAUGAGAUAUUUGCUCAACGUUUUAGAGAAAAUUAGUUCUAUUUAUAUUAUUUAUAUUUUUCAAACGAAACGCUAUCAGAAAAAAAGCCACGUGAAUUACCAUUUUAAUUCCUUAAUUUAUAUCAUAAAUUUUACAUUUACACCUUUUAAACAAUUGUCUAUAUGUUGAACAGUUUCAUAUUUUAUGAAUUAUUUUACAAAAAGUCAAAAACUAAAAUGGCGUUAAAGUACUAGUUUUACUAAUACACUUUCGCCUUUCACAAUGUCUUUAAGUUAAAAUAAUAAACAAAUGUAUUACGAGACUAUGUGUGUACCUAUUGGUUUUGUUCGUUCAUAAUAAAAACACAGUUCUUCAUUAAUAUGUUAGCAUUUGUAAAUAACGAAAUUAAAUUAUUAUAUUACGUUCAA
Messenger RNA from Melitaea cinxia (Glanville fritillary), 3876 nucleotides. RefSeq names its product collagen alpha-1(XVIII) chain-like. The coding region runs from base 1 to 3504 and encodes 1167 amino acids. NCBI's taxonomy places the organism in Eukaryota, Metazoa, Arthropoda, Insecta, Lepidoptera, Nymphalidae. The transcript has 28 exons. The record is from RefSeq and is a predicted model, not a curated record.